AUGUUUUCCGUACGCCGGAUCUUUACCUAUAACGUAGUAUUUUGCACAGCAACUCUCAUUGGAUAUGGUUCCGGCUACCUGAACGGCGUGCUUGCUGCGAAUGACUUUGCGCAAAGAUACGGUGUGACGGAUACCUCUGGGAACUACUACCUGACUUCAGAGACGAGAUCACUCUUCUCAUCCAUAUUUGCAGUCGGUACCAUAAUUGGCUCGGGUCGCAAGGGAGGCUUCCUCCUGGCGGGCUUCCUUUACACAGUCGGCAUUAUUCUCCAACUCAUUGGGACCGUCUCUACAGCCUUCAUCGUCGGUAGAGUGCUUCUGGGAAUGGCCCUUGGUAUCAUAUCGAUCACGACACCAACUUACCUGAUCGAGAGCUCUUCUGGAUCUUCCAGAGGAAGACUGAUGGCUCUCUACUGUCAGUUCUUGACCUGUGGCAACGUUCUGGCUUGCGGCAUCAGCAUGGGCACUGCCACGAUCCCAGAAUCAGGCAGUUGGCGUGUGACAGUGGGAUUCCAGUUAUUUCUUGCGCUAGUAGUCCUUUCCGGUGGCAUAUUCGCACCCGAGUCACCCCUGAUCCUGACAAAGCUUACGAGACACGACGCAGCUCGGCAAUCCAUGUCGGUCCUUCGGAACCAGGAACUAGACUCGCUGGAGCUUGAUGUAGCCAUGCAAGAGAUACGAGAAACGCUUAGUGACCAGACGAAAUUCGGCACAAAACAUCUCGAGGAGUGUUUCCAGGGCCCCAACCUCCCUCGGACUCUUCUCGGAUCGACAAUGGGAUUCAUGACUAUUGCUACUGGGGUGACUUUCUGGUUCAGCUACGGCACCACGUUCUUCGCUGCUGCGGGUGUUCGCAAUUCCUACCUUGUGUCGCUCAUCCUAGCGUUGGUCAAUGCGAUCUUUACGGCACCCUCAGUUUUUUUCAUCGAGAAAGCUGGCAGUAGACCUUGCCUUCUCGUCGACGGUGUCAUCAUGGGUGUUGCACAACUUGCAACGGCUGUUCUACAUACGGUGUCUCCUGGUAGUAGCGCAAGCCGGAAUUGUCUGGUCGCUGGCUCAGUCAUCUCCAUCGCCGCUUACGCAUGCACCUGGGGCAGCUUCGGUGAGUAUGGAUUGUCCACAUGGACAAUCGGAUUUGUCGUUCCGUACAUCGUGGACCCAACGUCGGGAGAUCUGGGAACCAACAUAGCUUACUUGUGGACUGGCACGGUCGCUGUCUCGCUCGUAUGGGCGUAUCUAUGUGUUCCCGAACUCGCUGAUCUGUCAAAGCUCGAAGUUAAUAUGCUUUUUGAGCAGAGGGUCCCUACCACGCGCUCCGUGAGAUGGCAGCAGCAAUUGCGUAUCACUACAGGCAUCAGACCUGAGUAG
Aureobasidium subglaciale EXF-2481 is the source of this 1368-nucleotide messenger RNA. RefSeq lists its product as uncharacterized. Gene Ontology annotation, cellular component: membrane. NCBI's taxonomy places the organism in Eukaryota, Fungi, Ascomycota, Dothideomycetes, Dothideales, Saccotheciaceae. Gene Ontology annotation, biological process: carbohydrate transport; transmembrane transport. Bases 1 to 1368 code for a protein of 455 amino acids. Gene Ontology annotation, molecular function: carbohydrate:proton symporter activity. The transcript is spliced from 6 exons. The record is from RefSeq and is a predicted model, not a curated record.